Aureobasidium namibiae CBS 147.97 is the source of this 570-nucleotide messenger RNA. RefSeq names its product GatB/YqeY domain-containing protein. Bases 1 to 570 code for a protein of 189 amino acids. Gene Ontology annotation, cellular component: mitochondrion. Gene Ontology annotation, molecular function: carbon-nitrogen ligase activity, with glutamine as amido-N-donor. The transcript has a single exon. The record is from RefSeq and is a predicted model, not a curated record. Lineage: Eukaryota; Fungi; Ascomycota; Dothideomycetes; Dothideales; Saccotheciaceae.
AUGCAGGCAAUCACAGCAAGGAGUCGACCAGUACUAAGGAGCGCUCAGCUCUGCUUCCGCUAUCGCUAUGCGACCGACGCACCCUCUUCGGCACCGCCGCUACUUCUCAAACUCCGCUCCGACCUGAAGACGGCCAUGAAGGCCAAAGACACCAACCGUCUCAACGUAUUGCGCGGUCUGCUGGCCGAAGUCACCAACGCCGCAAAGACAGCACAGCCUCUCGACUCAGACAUGAAGCUCCUGGGUCUGUUGCGCAAGCGUACGUCGGCAGCCACGCAAGCAGCCAAGGAGUUCUCCGACGCUGGAAGAGCAGACUUGACGGAAAAGGAAAAUGCUGCCAUCAAGGUGUUGGAGGAAUACGCUGGCAACGUCGAGACUGUGGGUGAAGAUUACAUCAAGGAGGUUGUGCAGAGCACCAUCAACAGCAUCAAGGCUGAGGCCCAAGGUGCAAAGGUCGUCAUGGGCGAUGUGCUCAAGAAGCUGUUGGCUCCUGGUGGCAUCUUCGAGGGCAAGGCCGUCGAGAAGUCUCAGGUCGCAAAGGCUGUCAGACAGUUCUUGGACACAAAGUGA